Molecule: messenger RNA, 1822 nt
Organism: Phytophthora infestans T30-4
Lineage: Eukaryota; Oomycota; Peronosporomycetes; Peronosporales; Peronosporaceae
Product: prolyl-tRNA synthetase, putative
Exons: 3
Coding region: 11-1822 (603 amino acids)
Biological process (GO): prolyl-tRNA aminoacylation
Cellular component (GO): mitochondrion; cytoplasm
Molecular function (GO): ATP binding; proline-tRNA ligase activity
Source: RefSeq, a predicted model, not a curated record
GCUGGUCAAAAUGUGGGCGGUUCGCGCUCGUCGCAGACUGCAAGGAGCUGCUAUCCGCGGCUCCUUCGUGUCGACGUUGCAGUCGAUCCGUGCUGCCCCUUGUGCGUUGAGGUCCGUGCUGUGGGCUCCCACAGAGAAGCAGGCGCCGUCAGACGCUGCGGUGCCCAGCCAUCAACUACUGGUGCGGGCUGGUUUUGUGCGCAAAGGCGGCCACGGACUCUUUGCGCUGCUACCGCUCGGCCGUCGCGUGGUAGCCAAGCUGGAGGCGCUAAUCGACGAUGAGAUGUGCAAAAUCGGUGGCAACCGCGUGGACCUCACGGUGCUGACACCCAACGAGCUGUGGAAGCAGUCGGGCCGGUGGCAGAGUCGCGGUCCGGAGCUUAUGACGCUUGAAGAUCGACGCGAAGACCUGCUGAUUCUGGGUCCCACACACGAGGAAAGCAUCACAAGUCUCGUGGCGGCCCAUUACAAUGCAGCAGGGACGGCAGACUCGUCCUUGAGACUGUAUCAGAUAGGCCGCAAGUUUCGUGACGAGAUCCGUCCACGAUUUGGAUUAUUGCGAGCGAGAGAGUUCGUGAUGAAGGACAUGUAUUCUUUUGAUACAUCGUAUGAAAAAGCGCUGCAGACGUACGAGGACGUCACUGCUGCAUACAAUGAGAUCUUGAUCUCAAGACUCAAGUUGCCGGUCAAACGUGUGGAGGCAGAUUCUGGAAAUAUUGGCGGCAAUCUGUCACACGAGUUUCACGUGCUGGCGGAUGUUGGUGAAGACGCAAUUCUGUCCUGUUCGUCGUCGGAGUGUGACUACGCGGCCAAUGUGGAGAAGGCGGAGGGAAACCUGCCAGUGUCGAGUGAGGAGCUUAGUGACGAAGUCUCAGCGGAGCUUAACGGAGUCAUUGCGCGGCUCCAGGACCAGGCUCGCACAGGUGAAGGACAAGUGUGGGAAACAGUAAUGGAGCUUCAGCAGGUUGCAGUUUCGCAGGGUUUCUCGGUCAAAUUCGUUAGCUCAGUGCCUCGUAUGGCAUUGUGCUUUGCUCGGCAUGAUCGUGAAGUGAAUGAACUGACAGCUAAACCGUUCAUCGGUGGUGAUGAAGGUGAAUUGCAUUUGCUGCUGGAUGAUUCUUUGAAACAGAGUAAUAACGCUUCCGUGGAGGCUCUUUGUGCCGCUGCAGAGACUCUAUCAAAGUAUCAGAAACAUACACAUCUUGCUUGGGGACACUUCCGUUUGGCGCAAGCUGGUGACUGUUGCCCACGCUGCAACAGCGGUGGCGCUGCGGUGCUUGAGGACAAGCGUGGCAUCGAGGUCGGUCACGUUUUCUACCUUGGACAGAAAUACUCGAAGCCAUUUGGUGCGACGUACACGGAUGCCAAGAACAACAAAGUUUCGCUAGAAAUGGGCUGCUACGGUCUUGGUGUUAGUCGACUGGUCGCUGCGGCUGUCGAGGCUUCACACGACGACCACGGAAUCGCGUGGCCUAUGGAGAUUGCUCCGUACAAGGUUCUUGUUAUGUCAAUUGGAGGAAAGAAACAGGACGAUCCCGUAUCCCAGGCUGCAUGGUAUGUUGCUGGCAAGCUUGCUUCUGGUGAUGUGGCUGGUUUGGUAAGAGACGAUGUUCUGCUUGACGAUCGCUGGCGAGAAAGCCCUGGGUCGAAGUUGGCCGAAUCGGAGCUUAUCGGUUACCCAUACCGUGUCGUCGUGGGCAAGCGUUUUACGAAGGAAGGUCUUGUUGAGGUGCAAACGCGAGCUACGAUGGAGAAGACCUUUUUGACGCCAGACGAGCUGCCAACUUUUUUUGCUAGCCUUGUUGAAGCUGACAAGUUCUAG